Molecule: messenger RNA, 1672 nt
Organism: Tribolium castaneum (red flour beetle)
Lineage: Eukaryota; Metazoa; Arthropoda; Insecta; Coleoptera; Tenebrionidae
Product: xaa-Pro dipeptidase
Exons: 10
Coding region: 142-1605 (487 amino acids)
Molecular function (GO): manganese ion binding; metalloaminopeptidase activity
Source: RefSeq, a predicted model, not a curated record
UAAUACAAUCGCAGAUAAUUGCUGUUAUCAAAAACAAGUGGUCUGUGCAAAAGGAGAAGGUAUCACGUCCCCUCUCAACUGUUUGUAAAUUGACCACAGCUGUUAUUUGUGUUCUGCUUUGGGAGAAAACAACUCUACAAAAUGUCAGGUGCCAAAUGUGGAAAAUUAUGGAUGGGUCCCGGGACUUUGGAGGUGCCAGUGGAAUUGUUUGCUCUAAACCGAAGCCGUUUGGUGGAACGCAUUCGUCCAAAAUCAGAAAAAUCCGUAAUCGUUCUUCAGGGAGGCAACGAAGUUUCCUUUUACGAUACUGACACCACCUACAAUGUAUUUCGUCAGGAAUCUUAUUUUAUGUGGUCUUUCGGCGUGACUGAACCAGGAUGUUACGGAGCCAUUGACGUGAAUUCGGGGAAAGCUUAUUUAUUUGUGCCCCGAUUUCCGAAAAGCUACGCUGUAUGGAUGGGGCCGCCGCGUUCUCUGGAAGAGUUUAGCAAGAAGUAUGGAAUCCCGCAUGUGUACUACGUGGAUGAGAUUGCGUCGGUUUUAAGCGAAUUAAAUCCGUCUGUUUUGCUAACACUGAAAGGAGUAAACUCCGACAGUGGAUUAACAGCGAAAGAGGCCGAAUUUGAGGGAAUUUCCAAGUUUGAAGUCGACAACCGGUUGCUUUUCGACGAAAUUGCUGAUUUGCGAGUCUACAAGACGGACUAUGAAAUCGCUGUUAUGAAGUACGUGGUGGAGACGUCCUCAGCGGCGCACCGCAAGGUGAUGCGUUUCGCCAAAGCCGGCAAAAGCGAGUACCAAUGCGAGUCGGAGUUCCUGCACCACUGCUACAGCGUGGGGGGCUGUAGGCACGUCUCCUACACCUGCAUUUGCGCCUCCCAUACGAACGCGGCGAUUUUGCACUACGGCCACGCCGCCGCCCCCAAUGACAGGUUCAUCAAGGAAGGAGAGCUCUGUCUUUUUGAUAUGGGUGCCAACUACUUCGGCUACGCCGCCGACAUCACGUGCACGUUUCCGGUCAGUGGCAAAUUCACCCCCGAUCAGAGAUUAAUUUACGAAGCCGUUUUGAAAUCGAACUUGGCGGUUUUUAACGCCGCCAAGCCAGGGGCGAGUUGGGGGGACAUGCACGUGUUGGCGAACCGCACACUUUUGGAGGAACUGAAAAAGGGGGGGCUGCUGAAAGGGGAUGUCGAUGCUAUGGUUACAGCAGGACUGGGGGCGAUUUUCCAGCCGCACGGUUUGGGGCACCUUCUGGGGCUGGAUGUGCACGAUGUGGGGGGCUAUAUCACCGGACAGCCGGGCAGGCGGACUGAACCACGGGGAAUCGACAAGUUGAGGACUAACAGAGUACUGCAAGAACGGAUGGUUUUCACAAUCGAGCCGGGAUGCUAUUUCGUCGAUAUUUUGCUUGAUGAAGCGCUCACGAGUCCGAAACUCGCCCAGUUUUUGGUGCCAGAUGUUAUUGAAAGGUUCCGCGGCUUUGGAGGUGUUCGGAUUGAAGAUGAUGUUCUUAUUACAAAGGAUGGUGUCGUCAAUUUGACCAAAGUACCAAGGACGGUGCAAGAAAUUGAAGACUGGAUUGCUGGGAAAGACGACAAUAAAUACUAGACGUUGAUUUUGACCGUAAUACCAUAUGUAUUGGCCUGAUUUUACCCAAAUAAAGCUUACCUGUUAA